This is a messenger RNA of Mandrillus leucophaeus (drill), 5648 nucleotides long. It is a transcript of the gene SLC30A8, whose product is annotated as solute carrier family 30 (zinc transporter), member 8. Gene Ontology annotation, biological process: response to glucose; response to zinc ion; insulin secretion. The transcript has 8 exons. Gene Ontology annotation, molecular function: zinc ion transmembrane transporter activity. Bases 514 to 1623 code for a protein of 369 amino acids. Gene Ontology annotation, cellular component: plasma membrane. Lineage: Eukaryota; Metazoa; Chordata; Mammalia; Primates; Cercopithecidae. The record is from RefSeq and is a predicted model, not a curated record.
AGCUGCUUAGAGGUCAUCUUAGAACUAAAUUCCAAAGAAAUACUUUUAGGCUGAUAAAGAGUCUAGAAAAAGGAGGAGGGAGAGGAAAAGAAAAAAUUAGAUUAGUGUACAGAAUGGUAGCUAUUUGCAGCUCACCCAGGUGUGCUCUGAAGGUCAAAACCCUACAUCAGCAAUUCGUAGCAAACUCUUGAGCUCCUCUACCUCUUAGAAAGCACAAUUGAAUCAGAUACCAUGCGAAAGACAUACACACAUCAUAUAAUGCUACCUGCAAGUCUCCCUAGAAAAGCAGUUUUUGUAGGUGAAAACAAUGAAGCCAGGUAAUAUUCCAAGGAGGCUGUAAUUUUAGCAGACCUACCAACAGCACUGAUGUAGGAAGCUCAUUAUUUUAAUUUCUGGAGCCUUUUAAUUUUUUCUUUAGAAAGUGUAUAAAUAGUUGCAGUGCUGCUUUGCUUCCAAAACUGGGCGGUGAGUUCAACAGCGACAACAGCAGCAGCAGCUCUUAUCCUGGUCGUCAUGGAGUUUCUUGAGAGAACUUAUCUGGUGAAUGAUAAAGCUGCCAAGAUGUAUGCUUUCACCCUAGAAAGUGUGGAACUCCAACAGAAACCGGUGAAUAAAGAUCAAUGUCCCAGAGAGAGACCAGAGGAGUUGGAGUCAGGAGGCAUGUACCACUGCCACAGUGGCUCCCAGCCCACAGAGAACAGGGCGAAUGAGCACGCCUAUGCCAAGUGGAAGCUCUGUGCUGCUUCAGCAAUAUGCUUCAUUUUCAUGAUUGCAGAGGUCGUGGGUGGGCACUUCGCUGGGAGUCUUGCUGUUGUCACAGAUGCUGCCCACCUCUUAAUUGACCUGACCAGUUUCCUGCUCAGUCUCUUCUCCCUGUGGUUGUCAUCGAAGCCUCCCUCUAAGCGGCUGACGUUUGGAUGGCACCGAGCAGAGAUCCUUGGUGCCCUGCUCUCCAUCCUGUGCAUCUGGGUGGUGACUGGCGUGCUGGUGUACCUGGCGUGUGAGCGCCUGCUGUAUCCCGAUUACCAGAUCCAGGCGACUGUGAUGAUCAUCGUUUCCAGCUGCGCAGUGGCAGCCAACAUUAUACUAACUGUGGUUUUGCACCAGAGACGCCUUGGCCACAAUCACAAGGAAGUGCAAGCCAAUGCCAGCGUCAGAGCUGCUUUUGUGCAUGCCCUUGGAGAUCUAUUUCAGAGUAUCAGUGUGCUAAUUAGUGCACUUAUUAUCUACUUUAAGCCAGAGUAUAAACUAGCUGACCCAAUCUGCACAUUCAUCUUUUCCAUCCUGGUUUUGGCCAGCACCAUCACUAUCUUAAAGGACUUCUCCAUCUUACUCAUGGAAGGUGUGCCAAAGAGCCUGAAUUACAAUGGUGUGAAAGAGCUUAUUUUAGCAGUCGACGGGGUGGUGUCUGUGCACAGCCUGCACAUCUGGUCUCUAACAAUGAAUCAAGUAAUUCUCUCAGCUCAUGUUGCUACAGCAGCCAGCCGGGAGAGCCAAGUGGUUCGGAGAGAAAUUGCUAGAGCCCUCAGCAAAAGCUUUACGGUGUACUCACUCACCAUUCAGAUGGAAUCUCCAGUCGACCAGGAUCCAGACUGCCUUUUCUGUGAAGACCCCCGUGACUAGCUCAGUCACAUGUCAGCUUCCCAAAUUUGACAGGCGGCCUUCAAACAUGCUGCUAUGCAGUUUCUGCAUCAUAGAAAAUAAGGAACCAAAGGAAGCAAUUCAUGUCAUGGUGCAAUGCACAUUUUAUCUAUUUAGUUAGCUCCAUUCACCAUGAAGGAAGAGGCACUGAGAUCCAUCAAUCAGUUGGAUUAUAUACUGAUCAGUAGCUGUGUUCAAUUACAGGAAUGUGUAUAUAGAUUAUUCCUGAGUGGAGCCGAAAUAACAGCUGUUUGUAACUAUCGGCAGUACAAAAUUCAUCUCCCUUCCAAUAAUGCAUCUUGAGGACACAUAGGUAAAUUUGAACUCAGGAAAGUCUUACUAGAAAUCAGUGGAAGGGAAAAAUAGUCACAAAAUUUUCCCAAAACAUGAGAAACAAAAAAUAAGGAGAGCCAAGUCAGGAAUAAAAUGACUCUGUAUGCUAACACCCCAUUAGAACUUCGUUCUCUCACUAAGCUGUAAUGUGAUUUUUUUUUUUCUACUCUGAAUUGGAAAUAUAUAUGAAUAUACAGAGAGGCACUUAAACUAAUUUUUAUUUACUUGUCACAUUUUGGCAAUAAAUCCCUCUUAUUUCUAAAUUCUAACUUGUUUAUUUCAAAACUUUAUGUAAUCACUGUUCAAAAGAAAAUAUUUUCACCUACCAGAGUGCUUAAACACUGGCACCAGCCAAAGAAUGUGAUUGUAGAGACCCAGCAGUCUUCAAGAACAGCCGACAAAAACAUUGGAGUUGACCCCAGCAAGUUGUUGCUACAGAUAAUUUAGAUAUUUACCUGCAAGAAGGAAUAAAGCAGAUGCAACCGAUUCAUUCAGUCCACGAGCAUGAUCUGAGCACUGCUUUGUACUAGACAUUGGGCUUAGCAUUGGAACUAUAAAGAGGAAUCAGAUGUAGCAAGUGCUUCUAUGUCCUGGUAGCAACUCAACACUAUCUGUGGAGAGUAAACUAAAGAUAUGCAGGCCAACAUUCUGGAAAUCCUAUGUCAAUGGGUUUGGUUUGGAACCUGGACUUCUACAUUUUUAAAAGUUACCCAGAGAUGCUUCUAAAGAUGAGCCAUAGUCUAGAAGAUUGUCAACCACAGGAGGUCAUUGAGUGGGACAGCUAGACACAUACACAGGCAGCUACAGUAAUAUCUUGAAUUGCAGUGAUGUAGUGGGGUAUAAAAGGAAAGCGAUAGAUAUUGCUGGAUGGGCAUGGCCAGUGAGGUUUCAUGUCACUGAGGUGACAACCCUGUUGGACUCUGAAUUACAUAUGGAGGUUCUCCAGGCAGAUGAAGAAGAGAAGGCAUUCUAGACAAAAGGAAGACUAGGCGCAAGGCACACUUAUGUUUGUCUGUUAGCUUUUAGUUGAAAAAGCAAAAUACGUGAUGCAAAGAAAACUCUCCACGCUGUGAUUUUUAAAACUACAUACUUUUUGCAACUUUAUGGUCAUGAAUAUUGUAGAGAACAGGAGAUAGGUCUUAGAUUAUUUUUAUGCUGUUGUCAGACUCUAGCAGGGUACUAGAAACCUAGCAGGCAUUAAUAAUUGUUGAGGCAAUGACUCUGAGACUAUAUCUGGGCCUUGUCAUUAUUUAUCAUUUAUAUUUGUAUUUUUUUUCUGAAAUUUGAGGGCCAAGAAAACAUUGACUUUGACUGAGAAGGUCACAUCUGUGCCAUCUCUGCAAAUCAAUCAGCACCACUGAAAUGGCUACUUAGCAUUCUGCUGAGCUUUCCCUGCUCAGUUGAAAUGAAUAUACUCAUCCCUCACCUCAAUGAGCAUGUUUAGGCAACCAGGAUUAGAGCCCCUCAGGUUCCCAGUGUCUCCUGCCACAUCCGAUUCUCAAAAUGGAAAGAAUGGUUUAUGCCAAAUCAUUUUUCCUGUCUCAAGGACCACUGAAUGGUUUUGCUUUUCCAUAUUUUGCAUAGGACACCCUAAAGACUAGGUGACUUGGCAAACACACAAGUUUUAGUAUAAUUCUUUGCUUCUGCUUCCUUUUGAAACCCAUGUUUAGAUUUGAUUUUAUAUCAGAAAUUCACUGAAUGUCAGGUAAUCAUUAGGGAGGGAGAUUUGUGUGUCAACCAAAGGAAUUGUCCCAUGGGUGCAGGGUGUUUCUGCUGUUUGCCUGAAAUUCUGCUUUUUUAGUGAGCUAGACUGAAAACUCUGAACAGUAGAUGUUUAUGUGGCAAAAUGCAAGGCAAUCUACAACAGAGAUUUUAAGGAUUUUGAGAUGAAAAAACAGAUGCUACUCAGGGGCUUUACGCACCAUCCAUCAAUUCUGAAGUUCUGACUCCCAUUACCAUUUCCCUAGUGUGGUUAGAACUCCAGGCCACCAGAAGUAAGUGGAAUAAUGUAGUUGAAUUCUUUACUUCAUGGUGUUGUAUCCUCUGCAGCUAUCAAGACGUUAAUGAUCUUCUAUGUCUUUUCUCAGUAUUAUUAUACUUCAAGUUCUGGGGUAUAUGUGCAGAACAUGUAGGUUUGUUACAUAGGUAUACACAUGCCAUGGUGGUUUGCUGCACUCAUCAACCGGUCAUCUACAUUCCUUUAUGUCUUUCAAAGCAACACUCUAUUCUUCUGAGUGGUGAAAUCAGGUCAACUUUACCACCACCCUCCAUUUUUAAUAUGCUUCACCGUCAUCCAGCACCCACUUAAGAUUUAUCUAGGGCUCUAUGGUGAUGUUAGGACCCAUAAAAGAAAUGUAUGCCUUCCAUAUGUUUGGUUACAGAUGGGAAAUGGGAAUGUUGAAGGACAUGAAAGAAAGGAUGUUUACACAUUAAGCAUCAGUUCUCAAGCUAGAUUGCCUGAGUUUGAAUCUUAGCUCUUCCCUUUAUUAGCUCUGUGACCUCAAGCUAGUUACUUAAAUGCCCUGAUCCUCUAUUUCCUGAUCAGUAAAACCUCCCUGUUCAAAUGUGUGAGAGUUUAAUAAAUUAGGACACUUUAAAAGGUUGGAGCUGUGCAUAGCACGUAGUUAGCAUUCAGUACAUGUUAACUGUUAGUUUUUAUUAUGUACAAACAUGAGUGGGCACAGAAUUUUAAAUCAUCUAAACUUUUGAGAAAUUUUGAGUUAUCAACACAGUUCCCACAAGACAGCGGCAAAAUUAUUGGUGAGAAUUAAACAGCUGUUUCUCUGAGGAAGCAAUGGAGGCUUGCUGGGAUGAAGGCAUUUACUGAGAGGCUGUUACCUAGUGAGAGUGAUGAAUUAAUUAAAAUAGUCGGAUCCCUUUCUGACUCUCUCUGAAAGCUUCCACUUUUAUCUUUGAAAAGCAGAAUUGUCACUCCAAGGACAUUUAUUAACAAAAAGUACAACUGUCCAGUGCGAUGAAGACAAAGUCAUAGGUCUCCCAAGUCUUACACUAUUCCUGUGAAAUAUCAUGUCCUUGGCUUUUCUCUGUCAUGUAGCCUCAACUUUCUCUGACCAGGUGCAUUUCCUUCUCUGGUUUCUGAAUUGCCAGGGGCAAAUUUGGAUCACUUAAUAUCUGUUAAAUUUUGUGACCUGACAAAAGUCUCUUAGCACUGUAGUGUUAAAAAGAAAAACACCUCCCAGGCAUAUACAUUUUAUAGAUUCCUGGAGAAUGUUGCUCUCCAGCUCCAUCCCCACCCAGUGAAAUAAGAUCCAGAGAGUCUUGCAAAGAGACAAGCCUCAUUUUCCACAAUUAGCUCUAAAGUGCCUCCAGGAAAUGAUUUUCUCAGCUCAUCUCUCUGUAUUCCCUGUUUUGGAUCACAGGGCAAUCUGUUUAAAUGACUAAUUACAGAAAUCAUUAAAGGCACCAAGCAAAUGUCAUCUUUGAAUACCCACAUCCCAAGUUUUACAAAUCCUGCCUGGCUUGACAGUGAUGAGGCCACUUAACAGUCCAGCGCAGGCGGAUGUUAAAAAAAAUAAAAAGGUGACCAUCUGCGGUUUAGUUUUUUAACUUUCUGAUUUCACACUUAACGUUUGUCAUUCUGUUACUGGGCACCUGUUUAAAUUCUAUUUUAAAAUGUUAGUGUGUGUUGUUUAAAAUAAAAUCAAGAAAGAGAG